AUGAAUGUGAAUAUCUUUCAUCAUGAUGAUGUCAAACGCACUGUGAGUGUUACGCGUAGUGUCCUAAACCUGAUUGGCGUAUGGCCGUUGCCUGACAAUUCGUCUACUCUCAGAAUUAUCCAGACAAAGAUGAUCAGGAUUCUUUCUCAGGCCCUACUCUACUUCAUUAUUGUGCCGAGUGUACUUAAGAUGUUUCUCAAGGAAUCAAAUGCGCGUCGGCGCAUGAAGAUGAUUGGUCCAAUAUGCAGCUGCUCGAUGGCGGUGCUAAAACAUACAUUGUUAAUUUAUCGAAAUGAUCAAAUCAAAGAUUGCAUCGAGCACAUCGAGAAAGACUGGAGCAAAGCGAGUCUGAUAGGAGAUCGCAAAAUCAUGAUAAACAAUUCGAAAAUCGGACGCAGCCUUGCGAUCAUCUGCGUAGCCUUCGUAUACGGUAGCGGAUUUUCGUUUCGCACAAUCAUGCCAUUAUCUCGCGGAGUCAUCGUCACACCGCAAAACGUGACAAUCAGACCGAUGGGAUUCGAUGGUUAUUAUGUAUUCGUCGAUUCACAGAAGACGCCAGCUUACGAGAUUAUCUUUUCACUCCAGUUUCUCUCCGGAUUUGUGCACUCGGCAACCAGCGGAGCCUAUAGUUUGGCAAUUCUUCUGGUGUUGCAUGCCUGUGGUCAAUUAAAAAUUCUCAUGACUAGAAUGGAAGAUCUCACGGAGGCUAAGUACUUCUCUGAUAAAUAUGCCAACGAGAAAUUGGCAGCUGUCGUGAAACAGCAUAUCAGAAUAAAGAGUUUUCUAAGCAAGGUAGAAGAAAUUUUGCAAUAUAUAUGUUUGGUGGAAGUAGUCGGGUGCACGUUCAUUUUGUGUCUUCUUGGAUAUUAUAUAAUAAUGGAGUGGGAAAGUAAUGAUGCAGUAUCUAUACUAAUAUAUGCUAUGCUUUUUUUAACAUUUAUUUUUAACAUCUUCGUACUAUGUUUCGUCGGUGAGAUUCUCAUGGAUCAGAGCACGAAGAUGUAUAUCACUUUUUGUACUUUCGAUUGGUAUCGAAUUCCACACAAAACUGCUCGCGGUCUCGUUUUGAUAAUCUCGAUGUCUAGCAUUCCCAGUAAAAUCACUGCGGGAAAGUUUAUGGAUCUAUCUUUAAAUAGUUUCAGUGCUAUUAUGCGAACAUCUGUGGCGUAUCUGAAUAUAUUACGCACAAUCAGUAUUUAA
Atta colombica is the source of this 1200-nucleotide messenger RNA. RefSeq names its product odorant receptor 22c-like. The coding region runs from base 1 to 1200 and encodes 399 amino acids. Gene Ontology annotation, biological process: sensory perception of smell; detection of chemical stimulus involved in sensory perception of smell. Gene Ontology annotation, cellular component: plasma membrane. Lineage: Eukaryota; Metazoa; Arthropoda; Insecta; Hymenoptera; Formicidae. The transcript is spliced from 5 exons. Gene Ontology annotation, molecular function: odorant binding; olfactory receptor activity. The record is from RefSeq and is a predicted model, not a curated record.